Messenger RNA from Penicillium robsamsonii, 1053 nucleotides. Its product is annotated as amidohydrolase family protein. Bases 1 to 1053 code for a protein of 350 amino acids. Lineage: Eukaryota; Fungi; Ascomycota; Eurotiomycetes; Eurotiales; Aspergillaceae. The record is from RefSeq and is a predicted model, not a curated record. Gene Ontology annotation, cellular component: cytoplasm; cytosol. The transcript has a single exon. Gene Ontology annotation, molecular function: hydrolase activity; carboxy-lyase activity. Gene Ontology annotation, biological process: secondary metabolic process.
AUGCGUGGGAAGGUUUCCUUCGAAGAGGCCUAUGAGAUCCCUGCCCUGGCAGACAGUAGCCGUGACCAGGCUGCUUUAUACAUCGCCCCUAAGGACCUCGACCGAUACUUGAGCGAGAUCAAAAGUCCUACUGGUGGACGGUUCGACAUUUCCAACCAAACUGGUAUUGGUUAUACGAUCUAUUCGUUGACCGUACCCGGUGUACAGGGCAUCGCCGACAAAGCCCAGGCAGAAAAGCAUGCCACCGAUGUCAAUAACUGGAUCCACAAUGAGAUCAAAGAUCAUCGGGACCGUAUGGGCGCCUUUGCAGCCCUGUCGAUGCACGACCCUGUACAAGCGGGACAGGAACUCGAGCGUUGCGUUAAAAAACUCGGGUUUCAUGGCGCACUGCUGAACAACUGGCAGCACGCUGGUGCGGAUGGGGAGACCUACAUCUUCUACGAUCAUCCGUCCUACGACACCUUCUGGCAGAAAUGCGUUGAACUCGACGUCCCUGUGUAUCUGCACCCAUCUGCGGCCUCCGGAAAGGUCUAUGAUACCUUCUAUAAGGAUCGCCGCUACCUGAUCGGACCUCCUAUUUCCUUUGCCCAAGAUGUGGCUCUUCAUACCAUGGGCCUGAUCACGAAUGGAGUUUUCGACCGGAACCCUAAGUUGAAACUGAUUCUUGGUCACUUGGGUGAGAGAAUUCCCCAGGAUCUCUGGAGAACUAAUCAUUGGCUCGAGGAUGUGGAGCGUCCUCUUGCUGACUCCCGUGGCGAUACGAUGUCCCGGAAGCCUCUGUUGCAUUACUUCAAGAACAACAUCUACGUCACCACGUCGGGUCAUUUCUCGACGGAAACCGUCAAGUUUGUCUGUGAUUACUUUGGUGCGGACCGCAUCCUGUUCAGCGUCGACUCCCCCUAUGAGAAAGUCGAGGUGGGCGCCGGCUGGUAUGAUGAGGACAAAGAUAAUUUGACGAAGGCGCUUGGUGGCCCACAGAAGUAUCUCGACGUUGGGCGUGAGAAUGCUAAGAAGCUCUUCAAGCUGGGCAAGUAUCACGACUCAGAUGCUUAA